ACUAGCAGCGGCCCGGCAGGCGGCGGGCGGUGAGCGGCCGGCAUGGGCCCCGGCGGGGACUGGGCGCCGCUGCGCCUGCGGCCGGCCGGCACCUUCGCGCUGGCGGCGGCGGCGCGCGUGGCGCUGGUGCUCUACGGCGAGCUGCAGGACCGCGCGCUGCGCGUGCGCUACACCGACGUGGACUACGCCGUGCUGUCGGACGCCGCGCGCCUGCUGGCCGCCGGCCGCUCGCCCUACGCGCGCGCCACCUUCCGCUACUCGCCGCUGCUCGGCUGGCUGCUGGUGCCCGGCGAGCGGCUGGGCACGCUCUUCGGCAAGCUGCUCUUCGCCGCCGCCGACCUGCUGGCCGCGCUGCUUCUGCUCCGCCUGCUGCGCCGGCGCGGCGUGCGCGCGCCCGCCGCCUGCGCCUACGCCGGCCUGUGGCUCUUCAACCCGCUGCCCCUGGCCGUGUCCAGCCGCGGCAACGCCGACGCGCUCGUGGCCUGCCUGGUGCUGGCCGCGCUCGAUCUGCUGGCGGGGGGCCGCGUGGCCGGCGCCGCCGCCGCCUACGGGCUGGCCGUGCACCUCAAGCUCUACCCGGUCACCCACCUGCUGCCCCUGGCGCUGUACCUGCGCCCCCCGCGCGCGCCCGGCCCGCCCUGCGCCGGCCUCGCGCGCCUCCGCGCCGAGCUGCGGCGCCUGGCGGGUCCCGACGUGCUGCGCUUCCUGGGCGUGGCGGCGCUCACCUUCCUGGGCCUGGGCCUGGCGUGCUACGCGCGCUAUGGCUCGGACUUCGUGCGGCACGCCUACCUGUACCACCUCACGCGCCGCGACACGCGCCACAACUUCUCGCCCUACUUCUACCUGCUCUACCUGACGGCCGAGAGCCCCUGGGGCCGCGCGCUCGGCCUGGCCGCCUUCCUGCCGCAGCUCGUGCUGCUGGCCGCGCUGGCCGCCGCCUUCCACCGCGACCCGGCCUUCUGCUGCUUCCUGCACACGGCCGUGUUCGUGAGCUUCAACAAGGUGUGCACGUCGCAGUACUUCCUGUGGUACCUGAGCCUGCUGCCGCUCGUGGCGCCCGGGCUGCGCCUGGGCCGGGCGCGCGCCGCCGCCCUGCUGCUCCUCUGGUUCCUGGGCCAGGCGCUGUGGCUGGCGCCCGCCUACCUACUGGAGUUCCAGGGCCAGAACACCUUCCUGCUCGUCUGGCUGGCCGGCCUCUUCUUCCUGCUCGUCAACUGCACCAUCGUCGUGCAGAUCAUCGCGCACUACCAGCUGCUGCCGCCGCCGCCGCCGCUGCCACUGCCGCGGGCCAAGGCCGACUGAGCCGGGGACCCCCGCCGCGCGCCUGUGUCCCGGUGCCAGCCCGGCCCUGUUGGUCCGGCCCCUCCGAGCCGAUUCCAGCACGCGCAGAGGCGCGGCCGUGGGCCAUGCGCGGAGCCCCCGCCUGCAGCCUCCCCCCCCCUUUAUGCUCUCUGCAGCGUGGCAUUCUUCUGGACCCCCAAAAUGCGCCUGAGCCCGGCGUUUUGUGGGGGCGGGGCGUAGGGGGUGUGGGAUGCCGGGGAUCGAGCCCGAAUCAGCAUUAUUGAUUGCGAGGCGAGCGCCCGCCCCGCCGUCUUGUCACCUGUGCAGUGUUGGGGGCGGCGUGGGCAGCGUCUGAGGUCAGUCUCUAGGCUGAGGUCUCAGCACUGAGUGGGAUGAAAUUCAUCCACUUGUCCUUAUUUAUUUGCCGGGGGGCUGCUCCCCCAUGCGGGGAUUGAACCCGGCCUGGCUGCGUCAGGGACGAGUGCCUUAACCCCCGUGCCAGCAUCUUGAUCCACUUUGAAACCUGAGUGGUGUAUUUUUUUGUUUUUCAAGAACAUCUUGCCCUGGGGCGGGAGCCAUAGCACAGCGGGGAGGGCGUUGUCCUUGCACGCAGCCAACCCAGGUUCGGUUCCCAGCACCCCAUAGGGUCCCCUGAGCACCGCCAGGUUGGUUCCUGAGUGCAGAGCCAGGAGUAACCCCUGAGCAUCGCUGGGUGUGACCCAAAAAGCAAAAAAAAAAAAAAAAAAAAAUCUUGCCCUUUGAGGUUUGAGGGCUAGUUAGACCCGUUUUCAACACUCCCUUUGUUUGUUUUCUGAUUGAACGGUCCCUUCCUUUAGAACCCAACUUACCGGUGCUGGUGAGGUUCCUGUUCAGAAGCCUUAGCUGAUUAAACACUUGAGACGUU
Messenger RNA from Sorex araneus (European shrew), 2185 nucleotides. RefSeq names its product phosphatidylinositol glycan anchor biosynthesis class M (gene PIGM). NCBI's taxonomy places the organism in Eukaryota, Metazoa, Chordata, Mammalia, Eulipotyphla, Soricidae. Bases 43 to 1302 code for a protein of 419 amino acids. The transcript has a single exon. The record is from RefSeq and is a predicted model, not a curated record. Gene Ontology annotation, biological process: GPI anchor biosynthetic process. Gene Ontology annotation, molecular function: GPI mannosyltransferase activity; alpha-1,4-mannosyltransferase activity. Gene Ontology annotation, cellular component: glycosylphosphatidylinositol-mannosyltransferase I complex; membrane.